Messenger RNA from Telopea speciosissima, 1148 nucleotides. Its product is annotated as leucoanthocyanidin dioxygenase-like. Bases 45 to 1121 code for a protein of 358 amino acids. The record is from RefSeq and is a predicted model, not a curated record. NCBI's taxonomy places the organism in Eukaryota, Viridiplantae, Streptophyta, Magnoliopsida, Proteales, Proteaceae. The transcript has 2 exons.
UCAACUCCAUUGUCCAACCCAGAAGUGAUAUCUAGAUUGUUGACAUGGCGCCUACAGUAGCUGCAACAGGGUCUAGAGUAGAGAGCUUGGCCGGCAGCGGUAUCGUGUCCAUUCCCAAAGAAUACGUGCGUCCUCAGGAGGAGCUGACCAGCAUUAACGAUGUGUUCGAAGAGGAGAAGAAGGUUGAAGGACCUCAGGUACCCACCGUUGAUUUAAAAGAUUUGGAUUCGGAAGAGCCAGCUGUGAGGGAGAGUUGCAAGGAGGAGCUGAAGAAAUCUGCAAUGGACUGGGGAGUGAUGCAUCUCGUCAACCAUGGCAUCUCCGAAGACCUCAUCAACCGCGUUAGGGCUGCCGGAAAAACCUUCUUCGAUCUCCCUGUGGAGGAGAAGGAGAAGUACGCUAACGAUCAAGCCUCAGGCAAGAUUUCUGGGUACGGAAGCAAACUUGCAAACAAUGCGAGUGGUCAGCUUGAGUGGGAGGAUUACUUCUUCCACCUCAUCUUCCCUGAAGACAAGCGUGACAUGUCAAUCUGGCCCAAGACACCCAGCGACUACGUAGAGGUGACGAGCGAAUACGCAAAGCAAUUGAGGGUGAUAGCGAGCAAGAUCUUGUCGGUGUUGUCCCUGGGCCUGGGAUUAGAGGAAGGAAGACUGGAAAAAGAAGUGGGUGGGAUGGAAGAGUUGUUGUUGCAGAUGAAGAUCAACUAUUACCCCAAAUGUCCCCAGCCAGAGCUGGCUCUAGGCGUGGAAGCCCAUACCGACAUCAGCGCCCUCACAUUCAUCCUCCACAACAUGGUACCUGGGUUGCAACUCUUCUACGAAGGGAAAUGGGUGACGGCCAAGUGUGUUCCAAACUCAAUCAUUAUGCACAUUGGGGACACCAUAGAGAUCCUUAGCAACCGUAAGUACAAGAGUAUCCUUCACAGGGGACUUGUCAACAAGGAGAAGGUUAGGAUCUCUUGGGCCGUCUUCUGUGAGCCUCCAAAGGAGAAGAUCAUACUCAAGCCUCUCCCGGAAGUCGUGACUGAGUCGGAACCGGCGGUUUUCCCACCUCGUACCUUCGCUCAGCACAUCCAACACAAACUCUUCAGGAAAACCCAGGAAGCUCUCCUCACCAAAUGAAGAGUCUCUGGCACCAGAAGAUAUGGU